AUGGCUACGACUGCGGCAAAGACGUUUGAGCUGCAGACCGUGGACAACAAUGUACGGAGCCGGCUGGCUCUCGUGACGGGAUCGACGGGAGGCAUCGGAUCGGCCUGCGCGAGGGCACUGGCGGCCGAUGGAUGCGACGUGGCGCUGCACUACUCGUCCAGUGAGGACAAAGCCGAGGCACUGGCCCAGGAGCUCCGAGCGAAGCACCCAGCCCAGCUCUUCGUCACGGCGCGCGCAGACCUCAGCUCGCGGGACGCCACGCGCGGGCUGGUCUCGUCGGUCCUGCUGGGCCAGGCGGCGGUGCGCGCGCGGCACGACGCCGUGUCCAUCCUGGUGGCCAACGCGGGCGUGGGGCGGCGGAUCCGCGACGUGCGCGACAUUGGCGAGGACGACUGGGACGCCAUUCUCGAGGUCAACGCGCGCAGCCAGUUCGUCGUGGCGCGGGCGUGCGUCGAGGGCAUGCGCGCCCAGGGCUGGGGGCGCGUCGUGCUCGUAGGCAGCAUCGCGAGCCGCGGGGGCGGUAUCAAUGGGUGUCACUACGCUGCUUCCAAGGGGGCCAUGACAGCCAUGGGGCUUAACCUGGCGUCGCUGCUUGCCCCUGAGGGGAUCACCGUCAACAUCGUCCAGCCAGCCAUGAUUGGCGACACGGGCAUGAUACCCACGCCCAAGUCUCGGACCUGGACGAGCACCGACGACCUCGAGGAGCUGCGCGCCACGGAUCCCGGGCUCGCCAUUGCCGCCGGCGUGCCCGUCCAGCGACUCGGCGUGCCCGAAGAGGUGGCCGGCGUCGUGGCCAUGUUUGCCAAGACGGGGUAUAUGACCGGGCAGGAGGUGCUGCUGGCCGGAGGGCUACGCUGA
Messenger RNA from Hirsutella rhossiliensis, 858 nucleotides. Its product is annotated as short chain dehydrogenase domain-containing protein. Bases 1 to 858 code for a protein of 285 amino acids. Lineage: Eukaryota; Fungi; Ascomycota; Sordariomycetes; Hypocreales; Ophiocordycipitaceae. The transcript is spliced from 7 exons. Gene Ontology annotation, molecular function: oxidoreductase activity, acting on the CH-OH group of donors, NAD or NADP as acceptor. The record is from RefSeq and is a predicted model, not a curated record.